AGCUUUCGCGCUGGAGGUGACGUGCCCGGAACCGCAGGAAGAUGUCGGCGGAGGUGGUCAUGGACGGGCCGGAUAAGAAGAAGCAGAAGAAGCGGCGACACGUUGCGGCGAUAGUCCUGGCCCGGGGAGGCAGCAAGGGCAUCCCGCUGAAGAACAUCCGGAGACUGGCCGGGAAGCCGCUCAUCGCCUGGGUACUGCGGGCCGCCAUAGACUCCGGACAGUUUGAUAGUGUGUGGGUGUCCACAGACCACGAUGAGAUUGAGGAGGUGGCUAAGCAGUAUGGAGCAAAGGUUCACCGGAGGAGCUCCGAGGUGUCCAAAGACACAACCAGUUCCCUGGAAACUAUACAGGAGUUCCUGCAGCAUCACCCAGAAGUGGACAUAGUUGGGAACAUACAAGCCACAUCUCCGUGUCUGCACCCCUCAGACCUCAUCAAGGUGGUGGACAUGAUUCAGAACCAAGGCUACGACUCGGUGUUCGCUGUGGUCAGGCAUCAUUUAUUCCGCUGGAAGGAGGUGAAGGCAGGAGAGGCAACAGUAGCGGAGAACUUUGUCCCAGCACGUCGCCCCCGCCGCCAGGACUGGAAGGGAGAGCUGUAUGAGAAUGGAUCCUUUUACUUUGCAACCAGAGAGUUGCUUACUAAAGGAUUACUACAGGAUGGAAAGUUGGCUUACUAUGAAAUGAAGCCGGAGCACAGUGUGGAUAUUGAUGUCGAUAUCGACUGGCCCAUCGCCGAACAAAGGGUUAAAAGGUAUGGCUAUUUUGGAAAGAAUCCAACGGUGGUGAAGUUGUUGGUGUGUAAUGUUGAUGGAUGUCUGACGGACGGGCGAGUCUACGUGAAUCAGGAACAUGAAUUGAUCUCCUACAGUCUGCGAGAUGUAGAUGGAAUCCGAAUGUUGCUGGACAAAGAUGUGCAGGUCCGUCUCCUCUCCGAGCGAGACAUCAGUCCAGUGUUGGUGUCCAAUCUGAAUCUGCCAUGUUUGAUUGAAGGAAACGUGUCAAAUAAGAAGGAGGUUGUUGAUAAAUGGAUGGGCAAGUUGGGCCUCUCUUCCUGGAGCCAGGUAGCUUAUAUGGGUUGCAGUUAUUCUGAUGUGGAGUGCCUGAAGCUGGCUGGGACUUGCGGAGUCCCUGCUGAUGCUUGCACGGCGGCCAGGAUGACGGACAGCUUUGUCUGCCAGCACGGAGGCGGCAAUGGAGCCAUUCAGGAGUUUGCUGAUCACAUUAUCACUCUAAUGGAGACCGGAAGAUAAAUGCAGCCCUGAGGGUCAUUCUCUGAGAUUCUGCAGACGAAGUGUCAAUGCUGAAUAAAACAAAGUUUACAUACGGACUGAUUCUGUGCCAGGGCAAUAACGAAUGUCCCGUGUGGACAGCGGUUUCUCCCUGUGAGGGGUGGAGAUUGAUCCCGUCUCAGAAAUGGUCCUUUCUACACAAAACCAAUGAACUUUUCAUGCUGCUGAUUCUGUUUUUGUCUUUUAUCGCCUACCAUGUGGCAGAAUAUAUCAGAUUAUUUUUUUUCUUCUAUGUAAAUCACAAACUUUCAUUUCCCAUCUGUUGUGUCAGAUUUUAGGAUGAUUUUGUGUUUUAUUUGUUUUACUUCUUACUUUGUGUUUUUUUAUGGAGCGGGAAAUUACCUGUUGCUUUACAUAGGAAGGAUUUUUUAUACAAAUUUGCUUGUUUACCUUAUUUGUCAUUUUAAUUGUCUAUUUUAAAGGUUUACAAGCAAAAGUCAAGCCUAGGAGGAAUCGCAGGGUGCCUGAUACCCAUCUGUUUGGCUAGUGGGGAACCCUCCAGUGCACCCCUCUGAAACUGGCUUCACUUUGCUGCUGAAAACUAGGCUUUCAUGCCAUACCCCUCCCACCAAUUUUACUGUGUCCAAUACAAGUGUCUUUGUAACCUUCUUUUUUUUUUUUUUUUUUUAUAGGUGAGGGGUGGCAAUCCAGUAACAGUGAAACCAGGCCCAGAGCUGCACAGAAAAUGUGUCUCACCUUGUGGCAUUUGCUUAGGUUUAUUAUUUUAUUUUUCAGUUUAGCGCACCUUACAGUUUGGUUGCAUAAUUUAUUAUAGACCCAUCCAAACUGCAUCCAGUUCAACCCUCACACUACACAGUGGUACAUUUUGUUAAAGAUCAAAGCUAACCGACCGUGUCUGGCUAUGGUUGGCUUAUGGAACCUCCAGCCAGGUUCAGACUAUUCCAUCAUUUUCCAGUUUGCAUCUUUUGGCAGCUGUGGGGUGGAACUGAACUUUUUCUUGAAGGUAAAUUAAACUUGUUGUGGUGCUGGAAGUGGUGACAUGACAUGGGUUUAAGCUUUUGGCAUGCAUGACUGUGAUUGACUGACUGAUAUUUAAUAAGUAGGAUGCAGACUCUCCGAAGGUCUUGCGCCAUGAUUAUUUUGUUUACAAAACUUGGAAUUGUUGGUACUUUGUACUAGGAAGUGAUGCAAUGGGCUGUUUUUUAAAUUAUUAUAAUUGUUUCUGUUGUAAUUAUGGACAUUUUUAUGUACAAAAAAAGUUUUAUUAUUUGGUGUUGAUCUUAAUUGCAAUCAAUGACUGCUUCAUUAUACAGCAUAAUAAAUAACCAUCCCGAUAAUGUC
Molecule: messenger RNA, 2591 nt
Organism: Rana temporaria (common frog)
Lineage: Eukaryota; Metazoa; Chordata; Amphibia; Anura; Ranidae
Gene: CMAS
Product: cytidine monophosphate N-acetylneuraminic acid synthetase
Exons: 8
Coding region: 42-1250 (402 amino acids)
Molecular function (GO): N-acylneuraminate cytidylyltransferase activity
Source: RefSeq, a predicted model, not a curated record